UCCAUGUCUUUGAACCCUUGGCCCACGUUCCCCGGAAACCCCGAUCUCGAUGAAUCCUUGGACAAAGCUGUCCAAGGACCCUAUAACACUUGACCAUUAUGGCCGCAUACGUCUUCUUACCUUUGACCGCUCCCAGUACAAGAUGCCCCAGUUCGCCUGUCUGCCGUCAAGUCUCGGGGUCUUUUGACCAUAUAUCCACAUCUUGAAGUCGUCUUAUGAAAGUAACUACUCUCCCCACGAGCAUAGAACCUCCCCGCCACGGCAGUCGAGUCACGUAAAAGACAGGAACGGGGUCACAUCAUAUCGUAUCUGUUGCCUGCAAUACCUAGCUGGAAACAUGGGGAGUCACAAAUUCCACAUGCUCAGGAAGCUUGUGAGCCCUGCAAAACACCAGCAGCUCCAGGAGGACCCCAGCGACGAGCUGGCCAUGGUCGGCAGGUCCGAGGUCCCCGUCUGCCUCGCCGCCGACAGGCCCCCGGCACACCUGCUCAAGUCCCUGCACAGCCGCGACGCCCCUCCAACCACCAGCAGCAGCCGCCACAAGAGGCCACCGCCGCUCACGCCGCCCAGGUCGCCGCCCCGGUCGGCCGCGGGCGCCUCGACCGCGAACCCCGCGUCGGGCUCCAGGAGCGGCAGCGGCAGCGGCAGCGGCAGCCCCGUCGCCGCCGCGCCGCCCGACAGCCCCAUGAGCGGCUACCGCCGGUCGCCCAGCAUCGCCGAGACCCCCACGCCGCUCGUCGAGGCCGAGGGCAGCGACGGGACGCUGCCGUCGCUGACCGCGUCGUCGUCGGCCGCGUCCUCGCUGGCCGGGAGGCCGUCCAGCGACGACGAGGUUGACGUACGGGGAGGCGUUGCCCUGCCGCCGCCCGAAGCGGGCGCCAAGGAGGUGCCGUCGGCGGGACAUCCCGUGCGCGUCGCCGAGUCUUAA
Molecule: messenger RNA, 928 nt
Organism: Gaeumannomyces tritici R3-111a-1
Lineage: Eukaryota; Fungi; Ascomycota; Sordariomycetes; Magnaporthales; Magnaporthaceae
Exons: 3
Coding region: 338-928 (196 amino acids)
Source: RefSeq, a predicted model, not a curated record